Molecule: messenger RNA, 489 nt
Organism: Drosophila mauritiana
Lineage: Eukaryota; Metazoa; Arthropoda; Insecta; Diptera; Drosophilidae
Exons: 3
Coding region: 58-489 (143 amino acids)
Biological process (GO): sperm DNA condensation; spermatogenesis
Source: RefSeq, a predicted model, not a curated record
CUGUAAGACACAUCAAUUUGAUAAAAUAAUCUAAAAUAAUCUAUCGAAAAAAGGAAAAUGCCGUCGAUCAAUCCUUUUUUUGAAUAUGUAGCUACAUUCCGUAAGGAACAUCAAGAGCUAAAAGAACAACGCGUUAUCGCAAAAAGAGCUAAGGAUGCUUGGAAUUCCUUAACUACACAAGAGAAAAAUAUCUACCGCGAACAGGCGCGCGAUGAACAAAAUCGGCGUCGGAGAGUGGCAGUAAUGCCAGCGAUGCCGUGCCAACGAUGCCGUUAUACCAAAUUAGCAUUUUCUGCACUGAUAUCGUUUGUCUCGGAAUACUCGGCUCCUCUUUCUGACAUUCCAGGAACGAUGCGAUUCCAGGAACUGCAACCGAAUUUCAACCGGCUAAUGAGCUGCACUUUUCGGCCACCUUCAAAGUCUGGUCACCUGGUCACCUGCAGUUCGCAGCUCUAUGAUCCAUUUUCGAUUCCGAUUUCGGGCAGCUGA